Cucurbitaria berberidis CBS 394.84 is the source of this 837-nucleotide messenger RNA. RefSeq lists its product as uncharacterized. NCBI's taxonomy places the organism in Eukaryota, Fungi, Ascomycota, Dothideomycetes, Pleosporales, Cucurbitariaceae. The record is from RefSeq and is a predicted model, not a curated record. The coding region runs from base 127 to 543 and encodes 138 amino acids. The transcript is spliced from 2 exons.
CUCGAUUUUCCGACAUUUCUUCCAAUUCCGAGACCAGAUCACCUGCGCGAAACUGCACAGCUGCAAUUUCUAAUAGCCCGAUUUGAUUUUCUAUUGAGACUCUACAUAUCGGUGUAUCUUUCAAUCAUGUGCAACGGUAAUUCCACGCGUGUCGCCCAAGGAGGCUCAAUAGCAGUGCUUCGUCCGACCUCGCACCUUGUACGAACACAGUCAGAAGAGGAUAUGCUUCUCGUAUUCAGCAACCAGCUCGCCUAUCCAGGAACAAGAGUUGAGUUUCAGGGUUUAGACGAGGAUUUCCAGCAAGAGAGACAUUGGGUAGUCAUCCAUCGAGACGGCGAUAUUUCUACGUCCUCGCAAUCCACACGAACAAGUCCAUUGUACACUUUUCCUUUGAACUCGGCCCUGAAUUCUACAGUGCAGUUGUCGCAACACUUGGAUCUCGGUGUCGGCGAUACUGGCAUAAUUGGAAGAAGGAUUUCAGUCAUGACUGGAUCAACUCAAGGUCCCUUGAUAGUGGCUGAAGGAAUCAUCGGAUGGAACUGAGAUUGCGAGGGUAAUUAAUGUUUCUCUUUAGCAUUAAGCAUUUUCUGUUGGUUUUCCAUGGCGCAAUGUAUAUUCGGGCUGUUUGGAUUUGUGUUUGCUACCGACACUACAUGUGAAGGAGAUCUUGGUACAGAACGAUCAGAUGUCCCUGUGCCAUGGUAUCGAGGAGCUACAACAAUACCAGCUCAAUAUAAACGACGUCACAGUCCGGAGCGGUUGCAAACGGCCAAACCGUGUGUGUUCGUGUGUAGACACGUGUUCAGGCAUCCUGGCUGCGAAGCUGGACAUAGGGAC